CCUGACACUCCCAGGCGCAGGCUUGUGUCCUACGCUCCGCCCCUCCCUGUUCUGAUACCAAAGGCUGAGGAGUUUCCGGUUUCCGCUUAGAUGCAAGCCAUUCUGCAGCAAAUUCCUGAAGGCCAGACUUGAUUCUUUCCUUGCCUGAGCGCUUUCUUCCCUUCAUCUCGUACAUUUGAAAUUUUCUUUGACCUCUGAAGACUUGUGUUGCCUGAGGAAGCCCUGAAGUUGAGGAAGAGGACAGAAAAGGAGUCAGGCAUGGCUCUUUCUCAGGAACAACUGACCUCUGAGGAUGUGGCCAUCAAAUUCACUCAGGAGGAGUGGGAAUUCCUGGACCCUGCUCAGAGGGCCUUGUACAGGGAUGUGAUGCUGGAGACCUACAGGAACCUGCUGUCUGUGGAUAUCUCUCCUACACAUGUGAUCAAGCAUUUACAACCCAAAGCAAACAGUGAUAAACGAGAACCAUUCCAAACAUUGAUGCUGGGAAGAUCUGAAAGCUGUGAAAUCAAACAUUUUCAUCUUUUGGAAAGUCAGGAAAACAUGUGUGACUUUGAGUGUCAGGGGAGAGAUGACAAAAGAAAUCACAAAGGAACACCUGUAAGCCUUAAUGGAAAUGUGCCUGAUGGAAGAGAUUCACAUUAUAGAAAGGAUGCAGGAAUCAAGCCCUUUGGAAACAGGCUUGGGUUUAACUUUCAGGAAAAACUGCAGAUAUUUCAAACUGGCAGGACAAUUUCUGAAUAUAAUGAGGUUGAGAGGUCUGUCAACAACAGUUUGUCAUUUUCACCACUUCAAAGAAUUCCUCCUUGUGUCCAAACCAGUGUUUCUAAUAUAUAUGGGAAUGAUUUUAGGAAUCUUUCAGUAAUAACACAAGACCUCAAAGCACACAGGGAAAAACCUUACAAAUGUGAUGAGUGUGGGAAAGCCUAUCUUAAGGACUCAUACCUCAUUAAACAUCAGGCCAUCCAUACAAGAGAGAAACUACAUAAACAUGAAGUCGGUGACAAAUUGUUUGCUCAAAGUUCACAGCUUGCACGUCAUUUGAAAAUUCAUUCUGAAGUGACAUGUUACAAAUAUAGUGAGUGUGGCAAAACCUUUACUGAUAGCUCACACCUCAGGAGACAUCAGAAAAUUCAUCCAGGAGAGAAACUAUUUAAAUGUGAUAUCUGUCACAAAGUCUUCAGUCAAAAUGCAUACCUUGCUGUUCAUCAGAGGGUUCAUACUGGAGAAAAACCUUACAAGUGUGAUGAGUGUGGCAAGGCCUUUCGUGUAAAGUCAAUCCUUUUAAGGCAUCAGACAGUUCAUACUGGAGAGAAACCUUACAAAUGUGAUGAGUGUGGCAAGGCCUUUACUGAUAGCUCAAACCUCAGGAAACAUCAGAAAAUUCAUACAAGAAAGAAAUUAUUUAAAUGUGAUAUACGUGACAAAGUCUUCAGCCAAAAUGCACACCUUGCUGGUCAUCAGAGGGUUCAUACUGGAGAAAAACCUUACAAAUGUAAUGAGUGUGGCAAGCACUUUAGUCAGCUUUCACAGUUGAUAAGUCAUAAGAGAUUUCAUGCUGCAGAGAAACCUUACAAAUGUGAUGAGUGUGGCAAGGCCUCUCGUGACAAGUCAACCCUUUUAAGUCAUCAGAGAGUUCAUACUGGAGAGAAACCUUACAAAUGUGAUGAGUGUGGUAAGGCCUUUCGAGUAAAGCCAGUCCUUUUAAGGCAUCAGAAAGUUCAUACUGGAGAGACAUCUUACAGAUGUGAUGAGUGUGGCAAGGCCUUUUGCCUAAAGUCAGUCCUUUUAAGGCAUCAGACAGUUCAUACUGGAGAGAAACCUUACAAAUGUGAUGAGUGUGGCAAGGCCUUUCGUGAAAAGUCAACCCUUUUAAGUCAUCAGAGAGUUCAUACUGGAGAGAAACCUUACAAAUGUGAUGAGUGUGGUAAGGCCUUUCCUGUGAAGUCAGUCCUUUUAAGGCAUCAGAGAGUUCAUACUGGAGAGAAACCUUACAAAUGUGAUGAGUGUGGUAAGGCCUUUCGUGUAAAGUCAGUCCUUUUAAGUCAUCAGAGAGUUCAUACUGGAGAGAAACCUUACAAAUGUGAUGAGUGUGGUAAGGCCUUUCGUGUAAAGCCAGGCCUUUUAAGGCAUCAGAGAGUUCAUAGUGGAGAGAAACCUUACAAAUGUGAUGAGUGUGGCAAGGCCUUUCGUGUAAAGCCAGUCCUUUUAAGGCAUCAGACACUUCAUACUGGAGAGAAACCUUACAAAUGUGAUGAGUGUGGCAGGGCCUUUACUGACAGCUCAAACCUCAUGAGACAUCAGAAAAUUCAUACAGGAAAGAAAUUAUUUAAAUGUGAUAUAUGUGACAAAGUCUUUAGCCGAAGUGAUCACCUUGCUGGUCAUCAACGGGUUCAUUCUGGAGAGAACCCUUACAAAUAUAAUGAGUGUGGCACGCACUUUAGUCAACCUUCACAGUUCAUAAGUCAUAAGAGAUUUCAUACUGGAGAGAAACCUUACAAGUGUGAUGAGUGUGGCAAGGCCUUUCAUGCAAAGUCAACCCUUUUAAGGCAUCAGACAGUUCAUACUGGAGAAAAACCUUACAAAUGUGAUGAGUGUGGCAAAGCCUUUCGUGUAAAGUCAACACUUUUAAGUCAUCAGACAGUUCAUACUGGUGAGAAACCUUACAAAUGUGAUGAGUGUGGAAAAGUCUUCGGUCAAAAACCACAUCUUCGCCUUCAUUGGAGAAUUCAUACUGGAGAGAGACCUUAUAGAUGUAAUGAGUGUGGCAAGUUCUUCAGUCGAAAUUCACACCUUACAAGUCAUCGGAGAAUACAUAUAGAGAAACCUUUCAAAUGUUUCGAGUGUGGAAAAUCCUUCACUCAGGUCUCAGCACUCACUAAACAUCAGAAAAUCCAUACAUGAGAGAAACUUAUGUGAAUGUGGUAUAUGGUAGAAGUCUUCAAAAUUCAAAGUUCAAACUUCACACCCUAGUUUUGGUCAGAGAAUUCAUACUACUGAGAAACCAUACAAAUAUGAUGAGUGUGGCAACAUCUUAGGCUUCAUGGGAAAAUUCAUACUGGAUAGAAGCCAGAUAUAUAUGUGUUUAUUAGUCAGGUUAGAACAUGUCAGGUAGAACAUGAAUUCAUUCUGGAAAGAUUCCUCACCAAUUUCACAAAUGUGAAAGAAAAAACCCUAUCCUCACAGCUCACAUCUCGCCAGUAGCAUCAGAGUAUUUAUCCUGGAGAAAACACACAGCAAUGUCAAGUGUGUGGCAAGGAUCUUACCCCAAAGUCACAAGAUAGGAACAUAGUGGAGCCAUACUUCCCAGACUCAGUGGUUGUGGCUAGUCCUUUACCUUUUUCUAUGUAUUCUCUGAUGACUUUAGUUCAGGUACUCAGCCACUGGAGUAAGCCUAUAUUUGCAGAGAAGCUAUAUAGAUCUUUUUGUGUAAAAGAAACCCGAAUUCUAACUCAGCAAAGAUGAUUCUUUGGGACAGUAAUCCACCAUCUUUUUGGUCUCUUGGCUUUCUGAAUAAAGUCACUAUUCCUUGCCCAACAAAUA
Molecule: messenger RNA, 3540 nt
Organism: Cervus elaphus (red deer)
Lineage: Eukaryota; Metazoa; Chordata; Mammalia; Artiodactyla; Cervidae
Product: zinc finger protein 665-like
Exons: 5
Coding region: 259-2901 (880 amino acids)
Biological process (GO): negative regulation of transcription by RNA polymerase II
Molecular function (GO): RNA polymerase II cis-regulatory region sequence-specific DNA binding; DNA-binding transcription repressor activity, RNA polymerase II-specific
Source: RefSeq, a predicted model, not a curated record